Molecule: messenger RNA, 2029 nt
Organism: Odontomachus brunneus
Lineage: Eukaryota; Metazoa; Arthropoda; Insecta; Hymenoptera; Formicidae
Product: epoxide hydrolase 4-like
Exons: 6
Coding region: 37-1242 (401 amino acids)
Molecular function (GO): hydrolase activity
Source: RefSeq, a predicted model, not a curated record
UCGAUCGGGUCACGAUUUCUCGAUCGUGCGAUCAUCAUGGACGACAAGAUUGUGCGCCCAUCUAUAUUCGAAACAAUUCAGCUGCACUUCUUGUCCUUUGCCUACGGCCUUUACUUGAUCGCUAAGCGACUACUCAAAUGGGCAUGGGAUCCCAAGAAGUUCUUCGUGCUGCGACAACGGGAUCGACCGCCAACGUGUCUAAUCGACAACAGCCUCGGAACGCAUUCCUACGUGAAAGUCAAGGGCGUUAAAUUUCACUACGUAGAAGCGGGAUCUAAAGAUAAAUCGCUGUUGUUAUUGUUACAUGGAUUCCCAGAUUGCUGGUUAUCCUGGCGCGAACAAAUCCAGCAUUUCGCGGAACAUUACAGGGUAGUGGCUUUGGAUUUAAAGGGAUUCGGCGAUAGUGACAAGCCAUUCAACAGGCGAUUUUAUAAGGUGGAAAUCAUAUUAGACGAAUUGAAAGAAUUCAUUUUAGCUCUCGGAGUGAAAACGUGUAGUAUAAUCGGCCAUGAUCUAGGAGGGCUUUUGGGAUGGUAUAUGGUUGCUCUGCAUGGAGAUCUUGUUUACAAAUUUGUGGCUAUUUCGAGUCCGCAUCCUAAUCUCUAUUGGAACAGAGUAUCAGGAAAUUCUACGUUAGAUAGAAAAUGGAUACAUUUUAGUAGAUUGCCCUUUCUACCAGAAAUAGACGCACUUAAGGAAGAUUUAUCUAUAAUCAAUGAUACAUUUCAACAUCUUCAGAUAUCUCAGAAUGAACCCGGAAAAAAUUAUGUUGAAGCAUAUAAAUACACCUUUAGUAGAACAGAGGACUGGACAGGACCAAUUAAUUAUUAUCGCAAUUUCCCAUUCAUAAAAUUAAAUAUACUCAAACAGAUUGACAACAAGACGUUACUGAUUGUGGGAAAUAUGGAUCCCUUUGUAAAAAUAGAAACUAUUAUUCAAAGUUCCGAAUACAUAGAGACGUCGAACGUCAAAGUUAUACCGAAUGCACAGCAUUUUCCGCAUCAGGAGAAACCGGAUGCUGUAAAUAAGGCAAUUAUCAAAUUCUUGAUAGGCACAGCGUGUACUGUGGAGAAGACACCUUCAAAAAGUAUUGUGUCCUCUUGGUUGGGAUCUUUAAGUAGCACUGUUAAGUAUGGAAAUCAGAUGUUCGAUGCUGUACAUAAACGAACUAACGGUGUGGUGAGUGUAUUACCCAACAAAAAUAUUUUAUUCGGCUCCAAAAAGUUAGACGUUGUUAUCUAAUAUCAGCGUUAUGUAUUGUCAGACUUUGCGUCUUGUUUCGAACAAUCUCAAUAUUCUAUCUUCUAACGCUGACGCAUAAAACUUGCGAAAAGCUCAUUUGAACUUAUUUAUUAUAGUGUUUUUCCUUUUUAUAUAAAUAUGUUAUAACUGGAGAGUAGUAAACUUUUCUUAAAUUUUCAAUGUAUUGCAAAGUUUAAAGAUUUCUAUUACAUUCAUUUUCACGCACAAACGAUAUUAUAUUGUCUUUGAAUUUUUGUAUAUAUUUGGGUUGAGAUCUGUAUAAGUGUAAUGAAAUGUGUGAAUUUAUCGCCAUUACACAUAGCUAUUACUUAGAAGCGUGAAAACUCUCGAAAACUUAGCAAUAUUAAGUUAUAUUCCGUUAUUUUUACUUUUAGUGAAAUACUGAUAAGAUAACCUAUUAUUAUAUGUGAUAUAAUAAGCCAAUAUUUCUCGUUUCUAUUAAUUUAUAACUUACAAAAUAUGCUAUGAAAGGUAGAAGUGUAUUACUAUAACAUAUAUAACAUAACUCUUUGUAUAUGUUACAAUAAUAAUUGUACAUUAAUUAUAGACAUUGCAGCAUAAAUAAACCGCUGCAUCUUUGAAUCUCAAGUAGACACUGUAUAUGUUGCUACUAUUGCGAGCAUAGUGUUUGUAAUUAUUUUGAAUUAAGAGGUAAUAUUGUUAAGUAUUUGCGAAAAUAUUAUAUUCUAAUCUGAUUAAAUCUCGAAAAUAUUACAUUUUUAGCGCAAUGUAGACGCAAAUAUAUGAUGUUUGUAAAACUUUUAAA